AUGGUCGUUAUCUCGCGUUUCAGAUCCCUCUGGGGUAUUGAGCCCGGUCCGGACCAGUCGGAAUGGAGAAAGAAGUUCGUUGAGCUCAAGGCUCACGGCUACGCUGGGAUUGAGAUUGAUUUUGCCGGGAUGACUCCAGAGCAAUUGCAACUUCUCCGCAAGAAUUGCGACGAGGUGGGUUUGGAGAUCAGCGUUCUUCUCUUCUCCUCCUGGCCGAAAUAUGAUGGUCCCCGCCCUCGUGGCUUGACCCCAGACGCCCAUCUCGAGUUCUACCGGGGCCAACUUCGCCUAGCGACCAUCUUGAAGCCAGUCGUCAUCAAUGCCCAAUCCGGAGCGUAUGGUCCCUUGCACUCCGAGUAUACCACUGUUGAAAUAUUGAUUCGUUAUCUCCAUAGUGACUACUGGAGCUUUGAUGAGUCUGUCUACUUCUACAGAAACGCUUUAGAGGUAGAAAAAGAAGAGGGCUUCGAGGGCAUAGUCUGCCACGAAACACAUCGCAACAGAUCGCUCUUCAACCCUUAUUCGACCGACUACAUCGUGCAGAGAGUUCCACAACUACGUAUCACUGCCGACAUCUCACAUUGGGUAGUUGUCUGUGAAAGGCUCCUAGAUCAGGGCGAAGAAGACCGUGAGAUCCUUGACCGCGUAAUCCCACACGUUCGCCAUAUCCAUGCACGUAUGGGAACAACACAGUCAUCACAGUGUCCAGAGCCUCUAAACCCAGCAUUUUCUGCUGAGCGACAAUUCUUCGAGAAACUAUGGCUUCGAAUCGUCAAGUUAAGACAACAGACAGAACCUAACUGCCGAAUCACUUGGGUUCCAGAGUACGGUCCGUUCCCAUAUCAUCCAAUCGGCACUGCUCAAACCCACGGGGAGCUUGCGGACAGUGAGGGGAAACGACUGGAGGCGCUCUUUGAGUCGGCAGUUGGACAGUCUUAG
Aspergillus niger is the source of this 939-nucleotide messenger RNA. RefSeq lists its product as uncharacterized. Bases 1 to 939 code for a protein of 312 amino acids. The transcript is spliced from 6 exons. Lineage: Eukaryota; Fungi; Ascomycota; Eurotiomycetes; Eurotiales; Aspergillaceae. The record is from RefSeq and is a predicted model, not a curated record.